AUGGAGGGGCUCGUCCUAACCCUGUGCACCCUCCCUCUGGCUGCGGCGUCUGCUGGCUGCGCCAGGACGCCAGCUCGGAACCUGAGCUGCUACCAGUGCUUCAAGGUCAGCAGCUGGACGGAGUGCCCGCCCACCUGGUGCAGCCCGCUGGAUCAAGUCUGCAUCUCCAACGAGGUGGUCAUCUCUUUUAAAUGGAGUGUACGUGUCCUGCUCAGCAAAGGCUGUGCUCCCAGAUGUCCCAACGACAACAUGAAGUUCGAAUGGUCGCCGGCCCCCGAGGUGCAAGGCGUGAUCACCAGGCGCUGCUGUUCCGGGGCUCUCUGCAACAGGGCGCUGACCCCACAGGAGGGGCGCUGGGGCCUGCGAGGGGGGCUCCUGCUCCAGGUGGGCCUCGGCCUCCUCAGGGCCCUGUUGUGA
Messenger RNA from Symphalangus syndactylus (siamang), 417 nucleotides. RefSeq names its product lymphocyte antigen 6 family member L (gene LY6L). NCBI's taxonomy places the organism in Eukaryota, Metazoa, Chordata, Mammalia, Primates, Hylobatidae. The record is from RefSeq and is a predicted model, not a curated record. Gene Ontology annotation, cellular component: plasma membrane.